Messenger RNA from Diabrotica virgifera virgifera (western corn rootworm), 6594 nucleotides. RefSeq names its product gastrula zinc finger protein XlCGF46.1-like. Gene Ontology annotation, molecular function: RNA polymerase II cis-regulatory region sequence-specific DNA binding; DNA-binding transcription factor activity; zinc ion binding. Gene Ontology annotation, biological process: regulation of transcription by RNA polymerase II. The transcript is spliced from 3 exons. NCBI's taxonomy places the organism in Eukaryota, Metazoa, Arthropoda, Insecta, Coleoptera, Chrysomelidae. Gene Ontology annotation, cellular component: nucleus. The record is from RefSeq and is a predicted model, not a curated record. The coding region runs from base 225 to 1580 and encodes 451 amino acids.
CUAAUAACUUGAUGGAGAUUGCUCAAGACAGAGAAGAGUGACAACACUGUAACGAGGGCCUGUAACUGUAAAUUGCCUACAUUUGGCGUAGUUCUUGUUUAUUGUUUUUGCUUUUACUUUUGCCAUAACCUAAAAAAUAUUUCAUAAUUCGAGGUUUAAAAUAUUUCUCUUACUGCAUAUUAGAACAAGUUUUUAUGAAGAAAAUUAAAUUUGAUUUUUAAACUAUGACUACAGUCGUGACUACACCCGUAGCGCUUUAUCAAUGCAGAUUAUGUUUAAAUAAAACUCCAAGCAGAGUUAACAUAUUUGGUGGAGAUUUUCCCCGAAUGCUAGACGUAUUAACAUCCAUAAAGGUACACGAAGAGGAUGGCUUACCAAAAUAUAGUUGUACAAAAUGCGCAAAAGACGUUCAAAUGGCUUUGAUGGUUAAGAAACGCAUUAUAAAGGCACAUCAAUUACUAUCAGAAGCUCUAAAAAAGAAAAGGGCAGUAUUUCAAAGGGUAGUGAUAACCCCUGUUGUUAAUAAAGUUGAAUCUUCAGUACCAAAAAAGACACCCACUAAACAAAAGGUGGUUUCUAAAAAAACUAUACCAAUAAUUAAACAAAAUCGAACCCAACGAAAACCAAAAUUAGUUGACAAUUCAAAUGAAGCAACAACAAAUGAAGAUGAAAAUGAAGGAAGUGUAAAAUGUGAUAUAAAAAUUGAAGAAGUAGAAACAAACACAAUUAAAGAAGAAAAGGAAUCACUAGCUCAAGAUGUACACGAGAUACUUGAUGAAGUCCAGAAACGUAUUAAGAGUAAUGGCUUUACUUGUGAAACAUGUAAUUUAACUUUUUCAGACAAACCGGCGUUCUAUCUGCACAGAUUAAAACACAAAAAAGGCAAAUGUCAUAUAUGCGGCCGAUUCGUUAGAAAAGACAACUUAAAGAAACACAUCAUGUUGCAUACAGCAGGUCCAUCAGUUUGUUCUACUUGUGGAGCAACGUGCAAAAAUUUUGAAAGUUUAAGAGGUCAUAUCUUUCAUUACCACAAGCAUACUGCUCAUCAGUACAUUUGUGAAGAAUGUGGUAAAGGUUUUCGAAUGAAAAACAAAUUCAUAUUGCAUAAAAAAAAGGUUCAUAUGGGUCUAAGGAACUUUAAAUGCAGUACUUGUGGAAAAGCUUUCUUUACCAAUACCGAUUUAGUAAGCCAUGUUCGAAUGACUCACGAAAAACUGAGACCUCAUGUUUGUGAAUAUUGUGGUACUGGCUUUUCGACUAAACAUGUUUUAAAAACUCAUAAAAGACAACAUACCAAUGAAAAACCGUUCGUUUGUAAUCACUGUUUCGAAGGGUUUAGACAGCGGGUUUCAUUACGGUCCCAUUUAAAAUCAAAACAUGGAAUAGAGGAAGUCAAGGAAUUCAUUUGUAAAACUUGUGAAAAAGGUUUUGCUACAGAUUACGCAUUGAAUAUACAUCAAAGGUUACACGCAACUAAAAAGUGUAAAAUUUGUUCAGAAAAUUUUGGUGGAGAUGAAUAUCUGACAAAACAUCUUAGAGAAGUUCAUCAAGUAAAAGAAGAGAUGGAACAAGAUAGUUAAGAUUAUUUUUGGUUUGUUAUGUGUCCAGUAUCUCUUGAAUUUUCCAUUUCCUUGUGUAUAUACUGAACCGGUCUAGACUAACGUUCAAAUGUCUGUCACAGCUUCGCUGGGUGUCCCACAUUGGAAUCGUCUGAUUUCUAUGACUAUCUCAAAAAUCAGGUUGACCUUGACCGAUGGUAUGACUUACGUUGGCUUUGUAAACCGCUGUUGUUUGUGGUUAUUCGUAUAGAUCUGCGAUUUAAGAAAACCCCACAAGAAAGGUCAAAUCGCACGAUCUUGGUGGCCAGUUCUCAUCAUUUUCACGUGAGAUGACCACGCCCACAAAUCGCUUGUGCAGAAUGGCCAAUACGAUAUGAGCCACGAUAUCCUGUUGAAACCACAUGUAGUUGUUGUCCAUAUUAUCCAAAACAGGCCCAAAAAAGUUGGUAAUCAUCUACUUAUAGUGCUCGCAGUUAAUGGUGAUGGCCUGGCCAACGUCGUUGUCAAAGAAAUACAGUAAAAGCUCCUUAUUCGCGCUUUCUUUAUUCGCGUUUUCACUAUUCGCGGAUUGAAAAAAUGCGACCUAAUUCCUAUAUUCGCAGCCCAAUAUUUCUUUAUUCUCGGAUCGAAUUUUAUAAUAAACCUAAAUAAAAAGCAUUUGGUACCAUCUGUCAAUGAGUCAGCAAAUCGACUAAUAAAAAAAUAAAAUUGACCUUAUUAUUUACAACUACAGCUAGAUUAAGUUUCCAAAAGCUAUCGACUUAGAGGCAACCUAUCGGUGUUUUUGAGACUGUAAACAAUGAGAAUGUUUAAGUAAAAUAAAACUAUUACUCAAACAAUUGAGUAUCAAGUUCUGCGAGAACUGCAGGUUCCACGCUUUGGUAAGAGCCGCAUUGCGUGUUUAUUGUUUUACUUUUCCAUUCGUUACAAAAAUUGUAAUUAAGUAACACGUCUCUUCCGAUAUUUUCCUAAUUUAUAAUUUUGACUAAAAAAAAUGAAAAACGGGUUUCGAUCCGAAAAAAAUCAGUUUUAUUACUUAAAGUGAAAAUUUUUUGCUCAAUUAGAAAUCCAAUGAAAUCAAUUAAUUUGUGGUCAUCUGAUUGAAUACAACCAAUAAAACCAACAUUAUACUGAAAACAGAUCCCAUGGGCUGUUUUCACUCAAUCAUGUAGCUAUGGAUACCUACAUUUCGUUUCAUUUCGAUUUUGACAUUUCAAAUAUUCAAUAUUUCAAAAUGUCACGAUUUGGUUGUAAUACUGAUGAGAAUAUUAAUGAAAUUAUCGAAUCAAAUAUACCAAAGAAUACUGUUUACAGUAAAAAAUUUGUAUGGAAAGCGUUUAUGGACUUUUGCAAUGAUAGAAAAUAUGAAUUAGAUGGAAAUCGGACGGUGGAAGAAUUGUUAAUUGCACAUUUAAAUAAAUUGUUUCUGCUCUCUAUUUUUUUUUUUCAUAACCAGCAAAAAAUUUUCUAUCCGAAUAACCCUCGAACAUUGAUAAAUGCUCAAAAAUUUUUUAACAACUUUCUCAAGCUUGUUGCUUACAGGCAACAGACCUCCGCCUACGGCGUCGGUCUGUUUCCAAGCAACAAGCUUUCGAAAUCGGGUCUAGUACUAUUCGGCGCCGCCGGUUCGGCGCGGCCGGUUCGGCGCCGCCGAUUCGGCUUCGGCCGGUUCGGCGCCGGCCGGUUCGGCGCCGGCCGAUUCGGCGUCGGCUGUUUUGGCGCCAGAUUAUACCUACGUUACUUUUUUAGAAAUUUAAGAGGCUCUUGAUUUAUAUCUAUACCACACUAAAAAAAUAUAUUAAAUGUUAUUUUUUCCAACUUUUGUAAAUGUAAGCUAUUUAAUUGCACAUAAUUAAUUAAAAAAUUAAUAUAUUAUAUAUAUUAUAUAUUAUACAGUACAAUUUUCAAAGGAGGAAGACCUAACCCUUCGGUCCAAACCUAACUUUCGGGUAUUAUUUUACAUCUUCUAAAAUUAAAAUGUCGAAAAUUGUUCUCCUGACUCUACAUUUUUUGUUAAAGAAAAUUUCAGACUAUCAUACAUUAACAACUAUUUUUUUUCUCUCUCACUUUGCCAAAGUAUCUGUCGCCGAAUCAGCCGGCGCCGAAUCGGCGGGCGCCGAACCGGCAGGCGCCGAAACGCCGACGCCGAAUCGCUGGCGCCGAAUCGCCGGCGCCGAAACGGGCCAUCCCCUUCGAAAUCUGUUAUAAAAUUUUUUCGAACAAUUAUCAAUGUCCUUGGGUUAUUACUACUGAAAAUAGAAAUGCUUGAUCGUAAACAUGAAUCAUUACAAGAACUGAAACCAUACACAUUGAAAUCAUGCUGGAAAAAACUGUGGCCUGUUCUGAGUGCGGGAAAUGAGGAAGAAUCUGUGUAAGUUCAAACUUUAACUGCAAAAAUUGCCGAAAUUGCGGGCGGGAUAGAGGACGAGAUGGGUUCGAACAGUUAGAAUCAAGUGACGUCCAGGAGUUUUUUGAACCAGACUUGGAGGAAAUGUUAAAUUCACAACCGAUUAAAGAAGAGGUUUCAACAAUCACUGAAAACGUGAGAUUUAAUUUUAAAAAGCUUAGUGAAGGUUAAGAAUGCCAAGUCAGCUUUGUGAUUUCUUUAUGAAAAUUGAUCCAUUUAUGGAACGAAGUCUUAUUUUUAAGAGGCAAAUUGCUAAUGCCACUGUUGAAUAUCAGUCUGAAUUGAAGCAAUUUUUAAAAACUACCAAGCAAGAGUUUCCUAAAUUCUUUAAACCAUUGCCUAAAGCUGAAGAUAAUAUGUAAUUAAUCAAUCUGUGUGGUCAAAACUUCAAUUAAACUGAUUUUUUUAGGUAUUUUCUUUUUUAUUUCGUCGCCCAGGAACGCAUCCCCUAUAACCCCAUAUAAAUUACGAUUCCAUAUUCACGGUUUCCGUAUUCGCGGCAUAUUUACGGAACGUAUACCCCGCGAAUAAAGAGCUUCUACUGUAUGGUCCGAUGACGUCGCUAGCCCAAAAUCCAAAACAAACAGUAACGUUUUCGGGAUGCAUUUGACACUCUUUGGAAUCAAUUGGUAUCAACUGUUUUUUUAUGUAUCCAUUCAUCUAACAAUGGGUCUCAUUGCUGAAGACUGAAGAUGAUUUUUCUCUGAAAAUUGAGUCGGUUUCCAAUUGCUCCACGGCCCAUACAGGAUCAGUUGAAUUUUAUAUGGGUGGAGGUAUAAACCACGACGUAAAAUUCUCUGAGUUGUGGUCCGAGAAAGCCCUAGUUCUUGCAAGCGACGUGAAAUCGACUGCCUCAGAUUCUCCUGUACACUCUCACUUUCUUUCGGUAGAUGUUAUGUGUUGUCGACGUAUGGGUGUUGGUCGAUUGUACAGUGUACAAACUUUUAUCCACUACACUGUGAAUAGUCGUCUCGCUAGGACCUUUAUUCCUAAAAUAAACGAAGCAAGCAGAGCGUUAAGCGAACAAAAAAUUUUCUUAAAUCAAUUUUAUCAUUUUUAUGUAUUUUUGUGAGCUAUAUAUAUCCAUGGUGAUUUGACAAAUGAUGAUUGAUAAAUGACAGUCAAUUUGACCAAUGUAGCUUCAAAAAUAUGGCCACUUCCACUGUCAAAGCUUGGAAGUUGUCAUUCGUUAUCAUUGUAGCGCUUCAAUUCCUCCUGGAUACCAUUCAAUUAUUUUUUAUUCUUUUUGUCCAUUCCCAAUUCAGGUUUGGGGUUCUUUCAUAGAUCUUGAUUUCUUAUUAAGUCUCCUAUGCCUGGUUGCAUUAACAGAUUUUAAGCUUAAGACGUGCUUUAAGCUCAGCUUACGAAACAUACGCGUUACGUCAUUGAGUCUUAGAUCAAUUUUCAGCUUGUCAUAAUGGACGUGACUACGAGCUUGUCUACGUGACAAUAAGAUCGAUAAUAAUCGAAAAAUAUGGUGCAGAGUAAGUUAGACCUAAAGCGGCCCUAUUUAUAAGCUGAGCUGGGCUAAGCUGGAGCUUAAGAUUUGUUGGUGCAACCAGGCAUUAAUGAUUAUUCUCUUUAUACUUACUUAAUAACAUUUUAUUUUCGUUUAGGCCACUCGUAAUUGUAUGGUCUUUAAGAGUUUUACUGUCAAUUUCUCUGGAGGUUCCUGUUUGGUGUCAUUUGAUAGAUUUUUAAAAAUAUUGAACACAUGUUUUCCAGUUUUUAGAUCCUAUGUUUUGGAAACGUCCAUGUCCAAAUCAUAUAGGAAAAGUCAAACAAUAAGGAAUGCACGUAAUUUUCCCCUUGUUUCCUUAAUAUUCUAAAUUUGAAAAAAUAAAAUGUAUAGGGAAUAAUCAGAUUUUUUUGACAUGUCAUUCCUAUUACAGCGAGCAUUUCCUUGGAUAGAAUUAGUGACGAGUUUAUAAGACGUCAUUAUAAUAUUUGGAGAGAUUGUAUAUGGUAACUGACGUGUGUCUUAAUAUUGGAGGUUAAAUAUAAUGUCAAAUUAUUUGUUUCAGAUUUUAUUUUAUUUAUUUAGUUUAUUUUAACGACAGCUUAUUUUUGAACCCUUUCUCUUCCCUAUUCUUGAUUGGUCGAUUAGGUUCAUAAUAGUUUUGUUGUACGGUGGGUUUUGUUAGGCGUUAAUUUUAAGAAAUGUUGCUGACUAAAUGGACACAGCUCCCAAAGGCCAUAAAAGAAGAAAAAAAAUUAACAAACAAAAAUUUUACAUAACCUUCUGUAUUACAACAUGACAUUGACACUUAUAUUACAGAUAGUUAUCUUUGUUUCACACUCUUAAAGAGAAAGAGAAAUAUUGUAGCCGGUAGCUGUUUUGGUAAAUACAGUAUACAUAGUUUUUUACUCGGCAACAGCGCUUUUCUUCUAAACCUAACGGUAGCAAAAAAACUAAUAUAGGAGGAAAAAUUGGUUGAAUUUGUUUGUCGUCAAGUUUGUACUGGUAGGUUAUGAUGUCAUUAAAUCUAUGACGUGCAUUCCUAAUUGUUUGACUUUCAGUUUAACAUAUUAUUAUGUCGCCAUAGAUUCUAUGACUAGCCACGUCAUUGAAUGUAAGACGUGCAAUUCGAAUUAGUUGGUAAAAUAUAGUUAUAUUAUGUUUUUUGG